AGAAUGUAGAGUUUUUAAAUUAUUAUCGCAGAAAAAUGAAUUAAAAUCCAAACGACAUCGUUUCUCUAUUUGUUAGUCCACUGUCCACCCUAUCCAAUUCCCUUGCGAGAGACACAAAAGACCAAAAGCCAGUAUCAUUUAUCAAAAAUCGAUUCAAUUCAGAUAACAAUGGCGAAGGGCAAGAAAGAGCUGCUGGCGUCAGCCCCAUGGAGGGUGGAGGAGAACGAAGAGAAAUUCAAAGACGCGAAGAUCAAAGUAACGAACCAGCCAGGUAAAACGCCCAUAAUGCACGUCCCUGGAAAGAACAAGUACAAAAACGACGACGUUGGGGAAGACUCCCUUACUGAAAUCGACCCCGAACUCCGCUACAGUUUCCAGCGCAAUUUCCAAUUUCUUGGUCGUGUCUUUAGCAUUGACACCAUUGUCAAACCUCUUCCUCCUGCAAUGGCAUAUAACGUCUCUCGCAACUUGAGCUUCUUCACACGGAUCUUUACUCAGUUCUUUGAUCCUGAAGGUAUAGCGAAUGCACAGAAAUCUCUUGGAAUAGGUCAAGAAGAAAAAGUUCGAAAAGUCCGCUAGGUAAUUUAUUUAAUUCCAUAGAACAUUUAAUGUGUUCGUUUGAGAACUUCUAAUAUCUUGUAUUGAUGGAAGAAAGAUUGUAUUCCAUAGUUGUCCUGGCAUAUGAAUUCAGAAGAAGUAUUACAUAAAUCAAUUUCUGUAACUUCUGCCAGAAACAUUCGUUUUUGUUUAAUAUCGUGAAAUUAUAUUCCGACUCUUCGAAAUUGUACAAUGUUAAUGCCUCGUGCAGUUUUAA
Molecule: messenger RNA, 814 nt
Organism: Olea europaea var. sylvestris
Lineage: Eukaryota; Viridiplantae; Streptophyta; Magnoliopsida; Lamiales; Oleaceae
Exons: 5
Coding region: 169-579 (136 amino acids)
Cellular component (GO): chloroplast envelope
Source: RefSeq, a predicted model, not a curated record